AGCCAAGCCAGCUGGGCGAUACGUCUCCGAGCAGCAGGCAAACAAAAAUCUCUAAACACAAAAACCAUUCACACUCCAAGCGAAGAGGAACGCAUUUGUUGCGCUGUGAGUGAAACGAUUUCACUGGUGGUGCACGAACAUCGCUUCACUUUGCGCUUGUGUGAAUCCGGGAAUCGUUGAAACAAAGAGUCAACGCACUUUUUUUUGGUCGAAAAAGUUCGUGAAGUGAAGUGACGGGGUUGUUUAGUUUGAUGGAAAAGGUGUCCCCGAGGUUCGUUCCUAAUCAACCAUUGUGAAUCAUUGUUGUGGUGGUGAAGCAAUCAGGUGUUUUUUUUGGGUGCACAACGUCUGCGGGAUAGUGUUCGUUCCGGAAACUGCACCGUAUCCCAGUAGCUUGAGCGGCCAGGAUGAAACAGGGCACGGGCUUGUGGCAGAGUGCACAGUAAUUGUGAAGUGCACAGUGAUCGUGUGCAGCCAAGUGUCACCAACUGUGUGCUCUAUUUGUGGUGGCCGUAAAGCAAUGCAAAAGGGAAAUUUAUGCUUAAAUCACCCUCACAUUCGUGUGUGAGUGCGUGUAUGUCUGCGUGCUUCGAGUUGUUCUUGUCGGGCGUUACUAUGGUGAUGACGGUGUCCGCGAUAGUGUGAUUGUCCUGUGGCAAAUGUUGUGCAAUUGGGGGCAGAAAAGUAGAUAUUUUUUAUCACAAAUAUGUUUUCUUAAAGGUAAAAUUCUCGACAGCAAUAGCCCCGCUCGGUGCUUGAUCAGCCUCCUUCUGUGCGCGUGUCUGUGUGUGAGAGUGAUGUGUCCGUGUUCAAGGCAAAAGUGCAUCUAGAGAAAGGAUGUAAAAAGUGGGAGUGACGUGUGCCAAAAGUAAAUCGCAGCAUGCAGUGGCUGUGAAUAUGCUGAAAACGCGUGUGUAUUUCGCAAACAUGGUACCGGGAGCAGUAGCAUCAAUAUAACCUCGAAAUUGUACAUCCCGUCUGUGUGGUUGGUUGUGUGCGUGUGUGUGGUGGGUGCAACAACUGUGUGGUUGGGAUAGCCGGAACCACCGGGCUACGGGUAUUUGCUCGCCGUCCGAACAAAGGUUUUGUGCCCGUGUGUCAUCUCCCUGCUAGCAGACGCAGGUGUGUCUAGCAGAUAGAACGUGUCGGUCCUCCGCCCAUGUUAAAUCCGCCCUACACUGAAACGCGGGUGACGAAGAGGACAACAGGAGUGAUGGAAUGUGGUCGGGAGGAGUGUGCGCGAGCAAGCGAUUAAGCGAAAACAUGACAUCAGCUGGCUACCAUAGCAGACAGCAAAGACGACAGUCGGAAGAACAAGUGGCAAACGAAAAGUUAAAGUUCUAAUCUGUCAAACGAUAGGUUCAAGGCAUCUGGAAGCAAGCAUCAUACUAUCCGUCUCAACAAUCAAAGCAGCCGACACAAAUUAGCGGCAGUGGUUUUAUAAAUUUUAGUGUUUUUACUCCUCCCCACUAGCUGAAUGGAUCCUUUUGGGGAGAUGCAGUGCAAUAUCGGUGGAAAUAAUUUUCACCCCGCUCCUUCGGUGGAUGAGCCUGUUGAUGCGAGCAACAUGACACCAAGUCCAUCCAGCAUUAUCAAACCGGUGGUCCCGGACACACCCUCCAGCCCGAACGAUCCGGAACAUCAGCAGGAGAAGAGCGACUGUACGCCGGAGAACUCGAAGAAAAGUGAUAGCUCACCGGAAGGUGGUGCCGAUGGAUUUGGACGUAUUCCGGGUGGAGUGGGUCGGGUAGGAGCGGCACCCUCAGCAACACACGAUUCCGUUGCCAAGAGUCUUUCAAUGCAAGAAAUGUUUAAACCGGGCCGAAGCGUUAGUGAGGAACCAACCACGAAAUCGAAGCAAUCGGAUGCCGACAGUAACGAUACGGCACUGGUCGAUUCGGUCCGGAAUGCGUUUGCGUUUACGAUCGAUUUUGGCGAUGGGAAGAAACCGGUCGAUUCGCAACGGCACGAAAAGAUGCUGGAACGCUUUCAGGCCCGACACAAGCGGGGUGUUUCGCUGUCGAAGCUGGAGUCAAGCUCGGGUACAUCCUCACCGGCAGCAUCGGCACGCCAGCAGCAAGGAUCAUCCCGGGCACCGGCCAGUGUAAAUUUGCCACGACGCAACAAACAGUUGGCGUACGAUGCGGCUGACCAGCAACAAUCUUCCCAGCAGAUGGUCAUGAUCGAUGACUCCACCGGGCGACCGGUGGCGGUGAAGUUGAGGGAGAAAAAUCAACGAUCCGUUGGGCGCGAUCAGUCGGCAACGAAGCGGCACAGCUGGAGUCCUCGGACGAGUAUGAGCGAGAUGGGAGCGGCGAGUGGAAGAGCGCAAGAAGCGGCGCCUAAACAAGCCGUUGUGAGAUCCAGCACUAAUUCGGGUCGUUUUGCACCAAAAUCGGCGACGCUUGCGCUAGCGCUCGAACAACAGCAGCACCAGCAGCAACAACAGGUGGGCAAUCUCGAGCGGAAAGACUAUUCUUACUCCAGCUCGGAAUUUAACGCCGAAAGUCUCGACUCGUCUGGCGGCAUUCCGUGUCUGGAGGCACCGUUGGAAAACUUCCGCAAAGCGAAGGGUAACGACGGGGAGGAUGACGAUGAGGUUAGUGAGGCGGGCACGUACACGAUCGAUGGUGCGAACUAUACCGAGGAGCAGAAGGAACGGAUGAACAUCGAUCGGAUCGGUCCGUCGCACGUUGCAUUGCCACCGGAGGUGGUUGAUCCUGUGCCGCUGGUGCCGGCAGCCGUACGUCCAACAGACUUUCGGGAGGAGUUGGAAGUGAUUGAUCUGGAGCGGACGACUAGUGGAGGGACGGGUGUUGCGGGAGAACGUCGAAAUGGGCGGACGGCAAUGCACGAGGAAUCAUCAUCCGCGCCCGCGCAAGGGACAGAGAAUCGAAAGCACAACAUACUGGAGGUAUCCUACUUCCACGAACCAUCGCCGGCCGCCAGCGGUGGUAAGGGUGUGGCUGGCGGGGGAACGGCUCAAGAACGCACGAAAAGCAAACAAUCCUACAUCGAGAAGCUCAAAUCACGCAUGAAAAACAUCACGCAGAAGAGUGGUGGCAGCAGUACGGGAUCGAGUCGACCUUCGUCUGGGAAGCAGCAGCAGCAGCAGAGCGGGAUGAUCGCGCCGGAACUGGACUCACCGGACCAGGGCACGUUUACGUCCGUUACGACGAGCGGUAUCUUGAGCGUGAAGCCGACACUGCUGGAGGGAAAUCCGGUAGUGCCGGUAGGCCAGCGGCGACGCAACAGCUUGACCAAAUCGCACAUCGAUAGCUCGGAGUAUGUGCAGGGCGUCGCGAAAUUGAACAUUCACGCCACAAGCUGUGCGCUGACGGAUGGGGUGGACGAAGCACUGGUAAAGGUGGAGCCGCCGGACGAGGAACCUAAGAUUCUGAAUUGCUACACGGACUCCGAGAAGGCACAUCAGGGCGGUGGAGGUCAUCAUCGGCAUUCACAGGUGAAGAAGGGAGACGUUAGUCCUGUUCGUCGGAAAACACCCUCGGACGUUGCAGCGUUAACGUCGGUUGCGACCAAGAAAGAUUGGAUUCAGGAGUGGGCCAAGAAUGCGCGCGAAUAUUCCAAGUCCACAAGCCCGAAGGUGCAUCCACACGAUCCUCCGCCAGCAACAACGGCCUAUAACAAUGCCGGAGUUGCAGGUUCGAUGACACGAAGUUACGGAGCCGAGUGUGACGGUGAGGCGGGCAAUCGGCGCGGUAGCAGAGGCAAUCAGUUUGGAUACGAUUUCGAUAUCGAUCUUACCAAGAGCGAUUACUACGAGGCAAAAAAGUAUGAAGAGUUUGGCGAUAAUCUGGACCAUCGGCAGCACUAUCGUGGGCUGGUCGGUGCGCGGAACAAUCAUCAUCCGGGCAGUGGAAGUGAUCCGCUAGUGUUUCGCAAUCCGCAUCAGCCGCUUACGACGACCUCACCGGACGAGGAUCAUCAGUUCCGGGAACCGCUCCCGUACGCCAUGAACGAGUUUGCACGUACCGGAUCGCGGGGUUCCAUGCGACGGUACGGUCACAAUCAGCAUCCAUCACCGGUAACGCCCUCGGCUGGCGCUGCAAAACCACCGAUGAGUCCCAGCAAGAUACCAUCACCGAUCGGUUCGAUAGGACGGGCGCGCAGCGUUAGCCGUAAUCGAAGUCUACAGGGAAGCAAUUCGGAUCUUUCCGGAAAUGAAACGGAGAUGUAUCUGCAGAAAACGGCCGCCGCCAUUUCGACAUUGCAAAACCUGCAGCGGCGCAAUUCGCUACGGAACAGCUCUUCGCACCACUCUUCCAGCCCGCUCAGUCCCGCAUCGCGCAAGAUGUCACCGAAAGUGUCGCCGAUGAAUUCGCUCCAAUCUCCAAUCCAUUCGCCUGGGCUUAGUAGUAACAACUAUGGAGACCUCAAUUCGCCAUUGUACUCACCGCAGCAUCUGCAGCAGCGCAACAAUUUGCAUCAUCAUCAACUGCACCAGAACAUCGGUGGUGGUGCAGGACACAAGCGAAACCAUUCGCUGGACGGUGGCGUAGAUCCACUCUCGUCACCGACUUCCUAUCUGCCAAAUGGAGCCUCCGCAGGCGCUGGAGCCGGUCACAUGACGCGUAGUUUGAACACCAACACGACAAGCCCGAAGUUGGAUUUCUCCAAGCGUCAUCACACGCGGCACAACUCGUACGAAGGUGUGAUGUCUUCGCUGCCACCAAAGCCCGUUAAAUGUUUCCAACAGUUUGAUCAAUCGGCCGGCGCAGGAUACUAUGGAGGGCAUGGUGGUGAGCCGCUGGACGUGGAUGCCGAUGUUGAUGAUUUGGAAGAUCCGGACGACUGUAGGGACUAUGAUGAGGAAGAAUUUGAGGAGGACAUUGAUGACGAUGACGACGAGGAGGAGGAGGAGAUGGAUUUAAACAUUAGGAAGACUGGCGGGCUGAUAGCGGAUAGUGUAAUGCCGCGGCCAAGAGCGAUGUCGCUAGAACCUCGCAAAAGGUCCGGCGGUGUUCAGCAACAUUUGCCAACUUCCACUGGUGCCAAGCAAGUGAUGACGGCAAAUCAGAAAAAUGUCGUCGUUAAUCGUGUUCAAAAAGCACAACCACAUCAACAGCAGCAACAUCUUACAUCACCCAUCAAAAGAUCAAGCUCAUUCUCGGUUAAACCGAAUGUGAUGAAACCGGCCACACCGACAAUGUCGACGAAAGCGGGAGGACUGACCGGUGUCAAUGGUCGCACGGUGACUGGUGCCUCAAGGAUACAGAAGUCGGCUAGCAGCACUAGCUUUAAGAAAAUGGCCGCCGGUGUGUUGGAUAGCAGUGUGCAACCACAGCAGUAUCAUCAUCAUUCGGUGCAGCCACCGCAUCAUCGCCACCAGCUGGUGAUGGACCCGAACUAUCCCGAUGAGUUGAUGCUGUACAUCAACGAUGGAGAGGAUGAUGGGCUGCAAAUGAGAGAUCGGAGACAGCAAGACGACUACUCUUCAAACUCCUUAACGGACGAGGAUGAUCCAGUGGAUGAUCUGGAUGAUGAAGAUCUCGAUGCGAAUGGUGCACGGUUGGAGAAGGAACCGCUCACAAACACGCGCUACAACAAAACGUUCCUAAUGCGCAUGGAACAGAACAAGAAAUUGGCAGGUGGUGGUGGUGGUGCAGCUGUGGGAGGAGGUGGAACUGCAGCAAGUACGAAACAAACUGGCGGUGCUGCGGCAUGUCCCAACACGCCUGAGCUGCCCCGACGGGCAGUUCAGAUGCGAGGUCUCGGCAGGGAUCGGGCGUCAAUGCCUCGUGAUUCUAGUUUGAAUCGUAUGAAGCAGGAUCUAAACUUGCGCAAAUCCGCUACUGGACGCGAGAUGCUAAUGGGCGGUAAAGGGCAGCAACAGUCCACACAGUCCAUUAACUCUACGACUUCGUCGGCAGUGGGAAGCGGUGGCAAGGUGCAACCGAAGUAUUUGGAUAUUUCCAAGUACAAAUCCUCCAAUGCAGCCAACUUCCUGAAGAAAGAUGAAUCCAAAAGCUAUCUCCUGCGGCAGGAGGGCGUCCGGAAGAGUCCGAGUAGUGCGUCCGUUUCGUCGGCGAUCAGUCGAACCGAUCCUACCCGGAUGAGUGCCCGAAGCAUCAAGUCAGCUAGCAGUGCAGCCAGUAAAUCUAGCGGCAGUGGCACCGGAGCCGGUAGUGUCACGAAGAAAGAUCCCGUUAAAGUUGCAAAGGAACAGGAGCUGGAAAUGUGGCGAAGGCGCGCGAGUUACGAUCCGAUGAAGGCUGCCCUCGAGGGAAAAAAGAAACAGCAGGAAGAAUCGAGGCGUCUCGCUGCCGCCCAACAGCAGCAGCAGCAGCAGCAGCAGCAAUCGCAGCUACAUUCGGAACGGCAAAGUAAAUCGAAUGAAAGCUCCGUUUUGAGAUCUCAGUCCUACCACAGUGGUGUCGGUAGCGUUGGCGGUGGCCGUCUAUACCAAGGUAAUGUUGGUAAUAGCAGUAAUGUUAACUUGCGCGGCGCAUACAAUCAGACCAUCCGGGGGGAAGAACAUCCGGAGAGUGGUGACAACCGUUGGACGUUAACAUCGACGGAAUCGAGCGAGGAGCUAGACGCGGAUGAUGACUACGUGCACUGAAGCAAACAGACAGUUACCAUCAGACGCCGUUUGGAGCGUUGGAAACGACUGGAUGAGACUCAUGAGACUAUAAACACUUUACACGGUUUGGGAGCUUCGCGUCUAUUUGCGCCAUUAGGAUGUUACAGCUUCCUGCUCGGAAAACUCCCCAUAGAAGCGAUAGAUUUAGUAUUGAUGCCUGCAACAAGCCUGUCCAACAAUAGUCACAAGCAGUGAGCGCAAACAUUUUGGAAUACCAAUGCAUUGUGUACGGUACAGUUUGCUUAUAGUCUGAAAUCAUCGCUAACCAACCAACCAAGCCUUUGCUUGCAGAACUCUAAAAUCUCGGAUAUGAUUUCAUUGUUUUGUGGUAGGAUUAGGUGUUAUCAACCUCGGUGUGUUCGGUUUGAAGAUUUCAUUUAGCUUUUUUUUGGUUUAUCGGUCCACUGUGAACAUUUUAACAACGGAUGGCUCUAGGUCCACCACCACCGAACGCAAAAAAGAAACCUGUAGCAUAAACAGCAUUUUACGGACAGAAUCUUCGUAUGCGUGCGCAUAAACAGUAUGUUAGGCUUUUAAAGGUAUAAUAUUAACGUAAUCGAUACGUAGUCGUAGCCGGUAGCUUUAUUUCUUAAGUUGGCUUAAUAGCCACAAAUAUACACAAUCGUUCAAGCAUAACGAACGGCAACGGUCACAUACAGGAAGCAUAUUCUAGUGCGCUGUAAACUAUUCAUUUGAGCUUUGGGCACACACACACACCCACACACACACCCACACACACGCAAUUACGGUACAGUUUCCACUUGUUUAGUUGCAUAUUAAAAACGUUGGAAACUAUUCGGCUAGGUUUGAUUCUUCUGACUGUGGGAGCCACAUUGUUAUCUGCAUAUGCUUUGUUGCGAUUGUUUCUAAACUUUUAACCAUGCGCAGAUUAAAGUCUCUAGUUAAUUGUUAUUUGAUAUUUUUUAAAGCAACCUGUGUGUGUGUGUAUUAUGUGCUAUUUUGCGACGAUUUUUUGUACAUUUUUGUGAAGUUAAGGUUCUAGGUUCUUGAAUGGGAAGACAUUUUUUUUCAUUUCGAUAAGCCUGUGUGUGUAGGUACUUUACAGCUACAUUAAAAUGUACCAAAAUCUACCGACUGUAGAAACAAAAUAUGAACCAAGCCAUGUGACUACGACUGGCGGAAUCUCUGUCACGAUAGAACCGAACGAACAGAACGACCCGACAGAACAUUGUUUGAAUGUUUCCGUUAAAUUGCCUCCAUUGAGUUUUGCACGUUAAUACUCUUGUAGAAAUAAUAGUUGACCAAUUUGUUUCGUUUACACUUUGUUGGAACUCGUUUUCAAGAUGGCUUAGAGAAAUCGUUUAAAAGAACCAUUUAGCUACAAUCUGUCUUUGGGUACACAGAUGCCUUCGUACUACUAAUUUGCCACCGUGUUACCAAAUGCGUAAAGUUGAUUGAAAGUAUUUUACAAACGCUAAACGCUAGAUGCCUUGAAUGAUUUCCGCUCUCACGUUGGUUUUGUUUGUUGUAGAUCAUAAAUAUCGCUCCAGCUUACUGCACACGGUACAGCAUGGAACGAUACGAAAGAAAGCGAGCGCAAGAACAAAAUGGUACAUUGCGGUGUACUACAGCGGUGAUGGUUAUGGUGCGACAAAACCUACAAAUCGUUCCGAAGCUGCCACUCAAACGAACUGACGUAAACGUAAUUCAAUAGAAAUCAUAUUUAGAUGAUGAACCUUACCGAACGGAUGAAGGACCCCGAGCGGGAAGGUCGAUGACGAUCGAAAUAAUGUUUUGGUUUAGUUUUAGCAGCGCAGCUGGCGAGGGUGCUUAGCAUGGUCGGGAUGUUUUUUUUUAAUUUAUGGUACGAUCGAGACGCGACAAACGAAUGUGAUGAUGUUGUUAGGGAAAAGGCACCAGGAUGAUGAUGAUGAUGUGGUGAUGCAUAUUGAGAUUAAAUCGAGCCUAGUAUAGGAAAACAUAAGGUGUAAGAAGGUGUUAUAUUAGGUACGGAUCAUAGGAAUGUUUUCGUUUCUUUCUCCCCCCUGGGAUAACAGUAUCACAGUAUCUUGUGAUGUAAGUAUUAGGUUCUUUAGGUGAAACAUAGAGAAAGGAGCAAGACACAAAAAAAUCGAAAAUCCGACAAAAGCGAACGAAACGUAACGAAACUGGUGAUGUAAUUGAAGCUUAAAAUGCAAUCAAAAUAACGCAACUUGUGCGAGGAAAAAACACUUUACAGGGUUUCUCAGGCCAGUUCAACAUUGUAACACUAUAUGUCUCAACAGCAUAAAUCUUUAAUCCGACAGGUCCGUCAACUGGGUAUUUUCCACUGGAAUUUUACGGAGUUGAGUGCUUUGUUUUCCCGUCGGAGUAAAAGACUCGAGAAGCCCCCCCCCCCCCCUCCCUCCUAGAAUCUUUUAUGUUCAGCACUGUGGCCUAUCAUUUUUAUUGCACAGUGUGAUUUUUGUAUUGUCAUAACUUGUUUCAUAUAAAUAUUGUGCAUUGUUCCCUUAUACUGUUACUGGACAGCGAGUAUGAGCAUGAUAAUAUACAUUGUAAGAAGUGAUUUAAAAUGUUAUUAUUCUUAUUUUUCCUCCUUUUCUGAAUAUAAAUGCCCGUUAACAAGUAUCUAUCGAACCAAUGUUCCGUCACAGUCCGGGAACAACGUGUAUGUUGAAAGCCUGAUUGGUCACUCCUAGCGUGACCAAAAACUUUUACGUAGCUCCUGUAAGCCAAUCUAAAUGGUCAGAAUAGGGGGAGGGGGAUUUAAUCGAAUAAUAAGCAAUAUUUCAUUCGACUUUAUUCAACCAUUUUUGACCACACUGAAAGCACACUGUGAAACUUUUGCAACGUGUGCUGCGGAUUGCAUACAUUCAGGCGUAAAUUCUACAGUGCCUAACAAAUUUUGUCAGGGGGGGUGGGCUUCUCAAUCCGCUUUUACCCCCGUCGAAAAAUGCGGAUUGUCGGAUAAGCGUUUUAUGCUAUUGACUUAUAGCGUUACAAUCAAGAACUGGCUCGAGAAACCCUGUAAAAUAUAUUUCUUCUUACCCAUCUUCACCGAUUUGCAGUAUCGUUUUGCUAACAGUAGUCUAUAUUAGCCAAAACCACAUCAAAUAUGUACAUGCAAAAAGCCAAUAGCCAACAACAACAAAAACAAGUCAGUCCGCGUUAAAAGUACGCAUACGCAAGUACCGAGUAAGCAUAAUAUAUCAACAAAACAUAACCGGCCAACAACCAAAUUGCGCCCACAUAAGCCUAUUUUUUAAUCACCAGCAAGCAUACCAAUCAUCACAUAAAGCCUAGCAAAGCGAGUGGGGACGAAACUGUUUGCCUCAUUUUAUACGAACGCAAUUUGCAAACAAAAGUGGUAUAUCUAUACAGAUUGAAUAAUGUUUCGUUCGUGUGUGUUUUUUUUUUUAAAUUACCGGUAGCUUUAAUUCAGUUAAUGUAGUUUUUGGUGAUCUACAGUAAGAGUAGUGCGAUGAUGACGAGCCACCAUUUUUUUUCGAUGCCGAUUUGAAGAACAAUGAAAAUAUAUAUAUGUAUAUUCAGUAUAUUGAAAUAUUAUUUCAAGUUGAUAAAUUGUGUGUGUUUGA
Molecule: messenger RNA, 10161 nt
Organism: Anopheles stephensi (Asian malaria mosquito)
Lineage: Eukaryota; Metazoa; Arthropoda; Insecta; Diptera; Culicidae
Exons: 4
Coding region: 1478-6583 (1701 amino acids)
Source: RefSeq, a predicted model, not a curated record